AUGGUUGGCAAGAUCAGUGCCUUGACCGCGCUUUUCGCGCUGGCAACCACAUCGUUUGCGGGUAAUUUUUUUCAAAAUGCCGAUGGGAGCUUUAAAAGUGCCAUUGAGCGCAAAUUAGAGAAAACAACUAUAGCGCCCAAUUCGCUUCAGGAACCAUCCCCAGCGGACACCGACCCUUCUCUCCUCUACCCAGAAUACACACUCGCUGUACCCAUCGACCAUUUCCACAACGAUUCUCUUUAUGAACCUCACAGCAACGGCACUUUUCCCUUACGCUACUGGUUCGAUGCUACGUAUUACAAGUCUGGUGGACCGGUCAUUGUGCUGCAAUCUGGUGAAACGGAUGCUAGUGGCCGUCUACCUUUCCUACAAAAGGGACUCCUUCAUAAAUUGGCUGUAUCGACACACGGAAUUGGUGUUGUGCUUGAGCAUAGAUAUUAUGGCUCCAGUAUCCCAACGCCUGAUUUCUCUACCGAGAACCUGCGGUUCUUGACCACGGAUCAGGCGCUUGCUGACCAGGCGUAUUUUGCCCAGAACGUGGUGUACAAGGGCUUGGAGCACUUGAAUCUGACGGCACCGAAUGUGGCAUAUCUUGCAUAUGGAGGUUCUUAUUCUGGAGCUUUUGUUGCGUUCCUGAGGAAGUUGUAUCCGGAUGUUUUCUGGGGAGCCAUUUCCUCCAGCGGAGUAACAGAAGCUAUCUGGGACUACUGGACCUACUUCGAGCCUAUCCGCACAUACGCACAACCAGAGUGCGUAUCCAUUACGCAGAAGGUAACAAACGUAAUAGACAACAUCUUCCUCAGCAACAACAGCGCCGAUAUCUCUGAGCUCAAGAGCGCAUUCGGAAUGCCCAACGUAACGUACAACGACGACUUUGCAUCUAUAGUCGCGGCCGGCAUAGACAGCUGGCAGGGCAAGAACUGGGACCCGGCGCUCAACGACCCCACAUUCGACGAAUACUGCGCCAACAUCACCAGCAGCACGCUCCUCUUUCCCUCCACCGCAUCCCUAAACGGCACCGCCAAAGACCUCAUCACAAAGGGCGGCUGGGGUAAUCAAUCAUCCACCCUCACCACCCCGCUCUUAAACUGGAUUGGCUGGCUAAACACCAACUACGUGUCUGGGUGCACGUCCACAGACCAAGAUUCCUGCUUCGGCACCCACGACCCCGCAAACUACGCAGAUGAUUCCAUCGCUGCUACCUGGCGCGCCUGGCCCUACCAAUACUGCACACAGUGGGGCUUCCUGCAAACCGGGUCCGGCGUACCCACCACCCAGCUGCCCCUCGUGUCGCGCACCAACAACAUAGCCUACGAAUCUAUAAUCUGCAACGAGGCCUUCGACAUCUACACGCCGCCCGACGUGGAUGCCAUUAACAAGUACGGCGGAUUCGGGAUCUCGUAUCCAAGACUGGCGAUUGUGGAUGGGGAGUGGGAUCCGUGGAGGUCGAGCACGCCGCAUGCGAGUCCGUUUAAUAGCAGUGCGGUGAACCGUACUAGUACGGUGGAGGAGCCGUUUAUCUUGAUUGAGGCCGCGGUGCAUCAUUGGGAUGAGAAUGGUUUGUUUGAGAAUCAGACGACGGCGGAGCUACCGCCAAAGCCGGUGAGAGAUGUGCAAAAGGAGGAGAUUGAUUUCGUGGGGGCUUGGAUGGAUGAGUGGACGCAUCAGCAUCAUUGGAGGAGGGGGUUGAAGUUAAGAAAUAGUGCGUGA
Messenger RNA from Lachnellula hyalina, 1710 nucleotides. Its product is annotated as putative extracellular serine carboxypeptidase. Gene Ontology annotation, molecular function: serine-type exopeptidase activity; dipeptidyl-peptidase activity. The record is from RefSeq and is a predicted model, not a curated record. The transcript has 3 exons. NCBI's taxonomy places the organism in Eukaryota, Fungi, Ascomycota, Leotiomycetes, Helotiales, Lachnaceae. The coding region runs from base 1 to 1710 and encodes 569 amino acids. Gene Ontology annotation, biological process: proteolysis.